This is a messenger RNA of Aethalodelphis obliquidens (Pacific white-sided dolphin), 5435 nucleotides long. It is a transcript of the gene OXER1, whose product is annotated as oxoeicosanoid receptor 1. Gene Ontology annotation, cellular component: plasma membrane. NCBI's taxonomy places the organism in Eukaryota, Metazoa, Chordata, Mammalia, Artiodactyla, Delphinidae. The transcript has a single exon. Gene Ontology annotation, biological process: G protein-coupled receptor signaling pathway. Gene Ontology annotation, molecular function: G protein-coupled receptor activity. The record is from RefSeq and is a predicted model, not a curated record.
UGGGGUGGGAGGGGUCCAGGGUGGUCUGCAUGAACCGGAGGGCUCUGAGUUGCCAGGACAAGCUCCUGCCUUCAGGCAGGCCAAUGUCUGACCACUCAGGGCUGUGAACACUCUCCCCAACCUCACCCCAGCUGGGCCUUCCUCCCACUUCAGGGUUUCUCUGAGCCUCCACUCACCCUGAUGAGCCCUGCAUCCUCCUCUGCCAGGGGCAAUGCAGAUUCCAACGGAGGCCGAGCUUAGAGACCUCACACGCAGGCCACUCGGUAUGCGGGGGAGGCGGGGAGGGAGGGAGGGCAGGCUGCAGGGUUCCACUUUGCCUGCAAAUAGGAACACAGCGUUUCUCAGUGGCUGCGAGGAUGCUGAGGAAAACCCCAGGAUACUGAGUCAUCGCGGUGGCCGGCUGAUAGCAAGCACUAAUCCUUGAACACUCUCGUGCGGGGGUAGGAUGACGGUAGAAACGUCUCUCAGACCCACGGCGCAAGCAGCCCAUGGAAUUUCAUAACCUGAGCUCUCCCUCUUCCCUUCCUUCCCUCUCUCCCUCCUCACUCCCUCCCUCCUCCUCGCCCUCUGCCUUCACCACUGCCUUGGGGUCACCUGGAGAGGCCCCGGCUCCCUGCCACCCGGCCUCCUCCCUGAUGGUGUCUGCCUUCCUGGCGCCAGUCCUGAGCGUGGAAUUUGUCCUGGGCCUGGUGGGGAACAGCCUGGCCUUCUUCCUCUGCUGCUUCCACGCGCGGCCCUGGACAUCCAACACUGUGUUCCUGGUCAGCCUGGUGGUGGCCGACUUUCUCCUGAUCGUCAACCGGCCUCUUCGCGUGGACUACUACUUCCUCCACGAGACCUGGCGCUUCGGGGCCACUGCCUGCAAAGUCAACCUCUUCAUGGUCGCCACCAACCGCUCAGCGAGCACGGUCUCCCUCGCGGCCGUCUCACUCGACUGCUACCUGAAGGUGGUGCAGCCUCAGCACGUGCUGAGCAGGGCCUCCGUGUGGGCAGCCGCCCGGGGGGCCGGGUGACUGUGGGGGGGCAUCCUGCUCCUCAACGGGCACCUGUUCCCGACCACCGAUUCCAGCCGCUCCUGCCUCAGUUACCAGCUGGGCACGAGCCCCUCGGCCUCACUGCCCUGGCACCAGGCCCUGUUCGUGCUGGAAUUCUUCCUGCCGCUGGCGCUCAUCCUCUUUGCCAUCACGAACAUCAUGCUCACCACCUGGCGCCGAGGCCCGGACGUGCAGGCAGGCCCGCGGAGGGCCGUACGCAUGCUGGCCGCGGUCGUGGCCAUCUACGCAGUCUGCAUCUUGUGCAGUAUCAUCUUCGGCAAAGCUUCCAUCGUGGCCUUCCGCCUGCACGCCUGCUGCACCCUGGACAUCUGCUCGCAGCUCUCCCAUGGCUCCCUGGCCUUCACCUACCUCAACAGUGCCCUGGACCCCAUGCUCUACUGCUUUUCCAACCCCAACUUCCUCUGCCAGGGCCGGGCCCUGCUGGGCCUCACCCAGGGCUGGCAGGCCUCCACCAGCGACGAGAGCACCUACCAGCCCUCUGCCUGGCGCCAUGUGCCCUCUGGGAAGGUGGUGGCCGCAGAGAGGCUAUAGGCAGAGGUGUCGCUGGAGAUCUCGGAGGAGGGCUGACCAGGAAGGCCCUCUCAGGACGGGGGCCCUGCUGCGGUACCACAGGAGGGAAGACUGCCAGGCUCUGGGCUGGAGGGACAGGGUCACUCCCUGGACUGUUGCCAGCACAGGGUCCCUCAACCAACCGGACAAGGGACAUCUGCAGGAGCCAGGUGGGUGGCAGGGAGAGAAAAGCGUCUUGGCUUGGAGUCGUGUGUCCCAGAUGAUGUCCCCAAAGCACAGAGCAUGAUGGCAGGUGGAGACAGGCAGGGGCUCCGGGACUCCAGCUCAGGCAGAGGGCCACGCAGCUGCCCUGGCCCGGGCCGGAGCUGGAGGACUGUGAGAGCAGAAGUCUUGCUUUAGAAAUUAGACAGCUGCAUUUUCUGUCAUCUCCAGUUUGUCUUUUUCAAUACUAACAAACUUCCUUUUGAAAAUGCAAGGCUGCCUCAGCCAUUCUAAGGAAAACCAGUAAGUUACCUUUGGGUCCAUCUGGCUCUGGCAUCAGGAGGGUUCAAAGCGAGCUCCCCGAGAUGAAGGGACACUCUGGGGACAGAAGCAAGAACAGAAGCUUCCACGUUGAUCCUGGAGCCCUGGUGUGCCCUUAAAGUCAGAACGCUUCCCUGGGAGAGGUCCUCAGGCUCACGGGAUGGGCUGCCCACCUGGACCCCUGGGAGGCCCCUGACUUACUCUCCUGCGGGACCACGUGAGGAUCUUCAGCCUGGGAAGUUACCACCUCCAUCCAGUUCAGGCUCCUGGCGCGGCUUGGACCCCGUCCCCUGGCUUUCCUCAGCCCCAAGUACCCUUCUCUGGCCCUGGAACCCGUGGUGGCUGCUACCCCACCAGGAUAGGAUGCUGGAUGGGGGCAGAGGUCUCCAGGUCACCAGAGCAAGCUCACCGCCCUCCCCCAGGCCCAAAGCCAUCUUGCCCAUCUCUCCCCCUUCUUUUCUGUUCAAUACGCCUUUGUCAGUGUCUGAGACCACCUGGGCUAACACAUCUGUUGACCUGGGGCCCCCAGGCACAAGGCGUGCACUGGGCAUGAAUCAGGGGUUUCUUUGGCGGGGAGAGUGGUUGGCCGUGUUGUCCACAGCCGAAGUCAUUGGGGGUGCGUGGCCUUCAAGGCUUCCGAAGCGCUACACAGAAGCCACUAAAGCCCCAAAUAUGCACCUCCUGAACGCCAUGUGUCCCCAGCCCUAGCCGCCUCAGGAGAAUGAACAUCUGCCCCCAGCAGACAUACGUCCUCCCUGCUGCAGGGGACAGAAGGGCCUGGGACUGGUUCCCUACUCAUCACCCCAGCCACAGGCCUCUAGGCCUCAGAUGCAGGGUCUGAUGAUGGGGGCCAAAGCCCCUCCCCCCAACUGUUUUAAUCCUCUUAGUCCAACCCUCUGAUAUUGUGGACAGGGAUGCCCUCCCUCUGUUUAAAGUCCUCAGGAGUGGUGGCCAAGGCCCAGGAGGGUCACCCACAUCCCGGGAGGGAGGCAGAUGGGUGCCGUGUGGAUGCUGAGGUGGGAGACAGAACAUGUCAGGCAGAGGGAGGUGGCCUGGGGGACAGGUUGGAUGGGUAUUAAAACCUGGUGUGUCUCCGGCCAUCUUCCCUUUUCUGAAAACUCACCAGCCGCUGUCAGAAACCCACAGAAAUACGGAGAACCCAAACCAAGUGAUGGAAAUGGGUGUGCCGGCCAGGCCCCUCCAAGGGGGCUCCCCGGGUGUCUCUGCCCCACAUGGCCCCCUGCUCCAGUCCUCCACUCCGCUGCCGCCUUUUUCUCGCUGGUAGAGCCACUCCUAGGAACUCCCCGCCUCGCCACCCCCUGCUGCCACAGAGGGGGGCGGGCCAAUCCUGUGCCAGCUGGACCUGAGAUCUGUCAUUUCUAAGUCAGACAUUCUCAUGAGAGGUCCAAGCGCUCCUGGAGGCGGGGCGCUGAGCCCUUUCUCGCGGAGCACCCCCUUCAAGGGGCACUAACGUGUGUGCUGAAUGAACACCAGGCACCUUCCCUCUGAUACCAUCUCUCCCCACGUUUGUACCUGCCUGGCUUCCGAGCAGCUCUAGGGGCAAAUGGGGCUCCAUGUGCCAUUUCCUUGGUCCUCCCUUCCCUGGGCCCUUCCCCUCAACACCGCCACCCCUGCCCUCUCAGGAGCCGGGCUCACUCUCCUGACCUGACGUCAGGGAAAUGACCAGAUGGUCCCCGUGGCCUAUGUGCACUGCUGUCUCUCCCCCUCGAGAAGUCCCAGGUAGAGGCUGGUCACAGGCUUUGGGCCCACACUCCUAACCCUCCCCGGGAUCCUUCUUGCCCCUCAGCUCUCCCCACUGACAAGGCACUCUCUAAAGGGGGUCUGGGUGUCCCCUCAUGGGAGAUAAGCGGGGCUUCAGGCUGCCUCCACACUCUCCUUGCAUGGAAGGACCCCCUGGUCCUAACCUUGGUCCCAACCCACUGUACCCCUCCCAGGACUUGCUCUCCAUGUGUGAAAUGGGAACAGUAACCUUGGCCCUUGCUCAACUCCAGGGGUUAGAGAUGGAAAUAACUGAUAUGCCAGAGCACUGAGUGAGGAAGGUAGUUAUUACGGGGAGGAGGGAGGGGACAAGGGGUGAGCGAGGAUGGGGGAGGGGAGGGGAGAGGGCAAACUGUUGAAGUGCAGCGUUUUCUACUGGUGGGAGGGUACUGGCUGUGGUGAUACAAGGUGAGUGGGAGGCAGUUCAAGGCUGAGCAGAGACCCUAUUCCCUGCAUUUGGCUUCUACAUAGCAUUUUGGUCCCUGGGACGGGCUGCCCUAUUCGGUGAACAUGUUGGGCAGCACCUCUCUCCCCUUCCUAAUGUGACCCGCUGUCCCCUUGAGGGGUGAAAAAACGGCUUCCAUGACUUUAACCCAGGGACUCGUGUGCAGGGGGUAGGCAGGCAUGGCUAGGCUGACAGGCCUGAAGCCACCAAUCAUCCAGCAUUUGCUGGGCAGACCCUAAGCCACAAAGUCAGACGAUAGGUCUCUGACCUUGAGCCCCGUCAGGCCAAGCCUGGGAGAGACAGACCUGCAAACGGAUCAAAUGCAACCCAAGCCAGUGGGAUUGCAAGGUAGUAACGCACCGAUGACAGCACAAGAGCACAGGGGUUGGGGGGGGGGGGGGGGGGGGGGGGGGGGGGUGACAGGGGGCGAUGCAUGUGAGCUGAGUCUUGGAGGAUGAGGAAUGUAGCAAAGGGAACGGCAUUCCUGGCAUAGGGAAGGGCAUGAACAAGGGCACAGAGCUGUGAGAAGACUCGGUGUGCAGGGAAGGGUGAGGAGAUCACGGAGGCAAGGGAGGAGGAGGCCUAGGGACAGAGUUAGGAGACAGGCAGGAAAGACAGGCUGGGCCCUGCAAUCUCAGGAGCCUGGGAGGGUCCUGCAGACAACCCAAUAAGGCAGGAAAGGGAGUGUGUGUGAGGUUUUUAAGAAGCCGAGGAUGAUCUGUCUUGCAUUGUGAUCAGUUACUCUGGGAACAGUGUGGACAGACUGGUGAGGGGUGUGGGAGAUGACCUGAGUAGGACCUGAGUAGGAAACGGUCUGUAUUCCAAGCAAGGGCAGUGGCAGUCUGCAAAGGUACAGACAGAGAGGCACAGCCCACGUCAAGGAGAGAGGCAACUUUGUGGAUGAUGGGUGGACACUGACGCAUUAAAGAAACAGGUGGUAGAGCAGGUUCAUAGGAAAAGAUACAGAGUUAAGACAAGUUGGGGGGGCUUGGAGGACGUGCAGGUAAACACGUGCAGCACCACACUUAGGGCUGGAGACUGGAUUUCAGAAUCUCCCUCUUACUGAUGAGAGCUGACCUUAUGGGGAUGGAUGGGGUCACCUGCGGGAGAAUGAAGAGGACCAA